Oncorhynchus tshawytscha (Chinook salmon) is the source of this 5267-nucleotide messenger RNA. RefSeq names its product microtubule cross-linking factor 1-like. The record is from RefSeq and is a predicted model, not a curated record. Lineage: Eukaryota; Metazoa; Chordata; Actinopteri; Salmoniformes; Salmonidae. Gene Ontology annotation, biological process: regulation of autophagy; DNA integration. Gene Ontology annotation, molecular function: nucleic acid binding.
AUGAACGCUGCGACCUCCUUCAACCAGUCCAUUCCUGCUUCACCGAUAUCAGGUGCCACAGCCUCCUCUCGUUCAUCUCCCCCCAUAUCCAUGCCUAAUAAAUACGACGGCUCCCCGGGGAAAUGUCAAGGAUUUCUCAUGCAAUGUAACCUGUACAUAGACCAUCACCGCACUGACUUCACCUCUGACAAAAACAGGGUGGACUUCGUCAUCUCCGUACUCACAGAGCACGUACAGCAUGUGCAACAGGUCCUCAAACGACUACAGGACCACCAUAUUUAUGUCAAGGCUGAGAAGAGCUCCUUUCACGUUACUACGGUAACCUUCCUAGGUUUUGUGUUGCCACCAGGCGGGGUCAACAUGGAUGAAGACAAAGUCAUGGCCGUGCUUAACUGGCCCAAACCUGCCACCCUACCUAAUGCCUUGGAAAUGGCAGAGUGCAUGUUCCAACAGGUGUUUCGUCUGUAUGUGAUCCCGGAAGAUAUCGUUUCGGGUCGGGGACCCCAGUUCGCCUCCGGGGUGUGGCGAGGCUUCUGCGACCGACUGGGGGUCUCCAUCAGCCUGUCCUCCGGAUACCAUCCCCAAACCAGCGAGCAGAUGGAACGCCUGAAUCAGGAAAUAGGGAAGUAUCUUCGCCAACACUUGACGCACCUCAGCGCACCCCCUCCGUUUGACAUCGUCGGUGCACCGACUUAUUCCGUCCAAGCCCUCCUUGACUUCAAGUGCCUGGGUGGUCGCAUCCACUACCUGGUGGAUUGGGAGGGGUACGGACCCGAAGAACGGUCCUGGGUCACCGCCCGGGACAUCCUCGACCCAGCCAUGAUCCUGGCUUUCCACCGUAACCGUCCUGACCACCCAGCUCCACGUCCCCGUGGGUCGCCCCCUGCUCAGCUUCCUAGGCCAUCAAGAGCUGCCCGUGAAGGAUGGGGACCGCUCUACGGGUGGAGAGGGAGCAGGGAAACCUUUAAGGACAAGAAGUUUCUGAAUCAGGACGACAGUGCAGAUCUCAGGUGCCAGCUGCAAUUCUCUAAGGAAGAAUCCACCCUCAUGCGAAAGAAGAUGGCCAAGCUGGGGAGGGAGAAGGAAGAGCUAGAGCAGGAGAUACAGAAGUAUAAGUCAGUCUACGGGCACGUGGACAGCCCUUUACCCCUGGCAGAGCUUGCAGGCGGUGGGCCCCACAGCACCAGGGAGGCCGAGCUACGGCUCCGACUCAAACUGGUGGAGGAAGAGGCUAAUAUUCUGGGGAGGAAGAUUGUUGAACUAGAGGUGGAGAACCGAGGCCUGCGGGCUGAGAACUAUUAUAGACCAGGACAUCCGCUGCCAGUAUCGAGAGGGACUGUUUAUAGACCAGGGCCGACCAGGAGCCCUUCAGCAGCAUGCCCUCCUCCCCGUAUCGGCGGAGACGCUCUGGAGUCAGCCGGGGAGCUGCGGCGCCACCUACAGUUUGUAGAGGAAGAGGCAGAACUUCUCCGGCGGUCCAUCUCGGAGAUCGAGGACCACAACAAACAGCUGACCUCCGAACUGAACCGCUUCAAGUUCGGCCCGAGAGACGAGGAUGUCGAUGUCGGAGUGAUGCUGAUGAAGACCGGUAAUGGGGGUAACGGUGGCGGUGUUGUGAUGAUGGAGGAGCUGAAGGCAGCCAGGAUGCAGAUCAACGAGCUCAGCGGGAAGGUGAUGAAGCUGCAGUAUGAGAACAGAGUUCUGAUGUCCAACGUUCAGCGCUGUGACCUGGCCCAACACCUGGGCCUCCGCACCGGCUCCCCACGGGACAGCGAUGCAGACAGCGACACCGGCCGCCGAGACGCCGCAGAGGAGGAAGAAACUGGGAGGCUCCUCCUUCUACACCCCAAGAGGGAGGGGCCUGUCGGCGGCGAGAGCGACUCGGAGGACCUGUUUGAGAAGACCACCACGACCUCUGGUUUCGGAAGUCACAAGCCCUCAGACGAGAUCAGCGGGCUCAGCACCACGGAACUAGCCAACCUCAGACGAGAAGACCGUGAGACGUUCAUGAACGUCAAACGAGAAGCAGAGCGUCUUGGGAAGACCGUAGACCGCCUCAUUACUGACACGGACAGUCUGAUCUACGAGGAAAGAUUAGUAACAGGAGGGGACAGUCUCUGCAUAGAGGGGUUCAGAGGACACAGGGGGGAGGGAAGCGGAGAGGACAGGGGGAACACCACCACACUCCCCGAGUCCCUACAAGACUCCCAGGUCCUGGACACUAUCAACACCCGAAUGAAGGCCUUCAGGACAGAGCUCCAUAUCUUCAUGGAGAAGGUGGAUCACCUGGGAGACGGGCUAAGGGAGAGGGUAGGGGACCGGGAUAGUGGGGAUGACCUGUCGCCCAUGCCCAACCUUACAGAGUCUAGCAGCUUCCUGUCAGGGGUCACCUCCAUGUCCCGGGAUUCUCCCAUCAGCACCCUGGGACGCGACCUGGUCACAGAUUUCCAGGUUGAGGAACGGAGGCGUCUGGAGGUGCAGGGUGUGAGGCCCAGGGGGUCUGGAUCUGACGGGCCUGCAGGCCCACGAGGCUCCCUGGGUCCAGGAAAGAACCCUACUGCAGCAGGAGGUCCGGUUGUUCAGACACAACACCAUCAUCUUCUAUAUGAAGCUACGCUGGAUCCUUAUGCACUGGAGGCUGGGGAAGAGGACAGAGGCAGGGGAGGAGACCGCACACUCAGAGUGUUUCCGCCUCAGUGCUGUGGGCAACUGGGAGGAGGUGCCUAUGAGAAGUUGGAGGGUAUUCCAGAGCUGAUCUUGGAGCAUGGAGAGGGAGAGACGGAGAGAGAGGACAGGGACAGGUCGUGUACCCAGCUACCCCAGAGAGACAGCCCCGAGCCUGGCCCAACAACCCAACUCCCCUCCACUGAACGCCUGCAGCACCAGACACAGGUGGGUGAGAACCGUAGGGUGCUCCAGGCAGUGCGCUCCCUGUUAGAGGAGUUCAGGUUAGAGUUGAGGGAGGAGGAGAACAGGAGGUGCCAGCUGCAGCAGAUCUACGCUAAUGACAAAGCUUCCUGGGAGGUCAAAUGGGCAGAGAUGAAGUGUCACGUCGCUCAGCUGGAAGAGGAGAGACGAGAAGAGAAAGGAGAGGUGAGAGGAGAGGCCAGAGGGGAGACGCAGGGAGGAGGAGGAGGAGACAAAGACUGGGCCUUUAAACAGGAGCGAGAGGAGCACCGUUGCCUCCUGGCAGAGAGCCACAGCACCUCCCUGGACCUCCACUGGAAGCUGCAGCAGGGAGAGAAGAGGUGGGGGAGGGAGAGGAGAGGCCUACUGGAACGCUUCGACCAGGAGAGACAAGAGUGGGACAGCAACAUGAGAAACAUGCACCACAAGAUGGAGAGGCUGCAGAGAGAGCUGAAUGUCCGACAGAGCAGUGAGGGCUCACCCUCCGACGUCAAAGAUGGGGCGACGGCAGGAGGACACAGGGGUGUCUUUUCCCCCUCAGGAGAGCCCAUCCUGGAGGUCCCACUUCCCAGCAGACUGGACUCUGACAAGAGGUUCCCCGAUAUGAACCAGGCUCUGAAUGAGAUCCCAGACAUAGAGGACCCAAUGUACCCGGAGGAAGAGGAGGAGGAGGAAGAGAUGGGCUUUGGCAGUCUGCUCAGGGCUAAGUCAGUCUGUUCUAUGAGUGACUUCCAGCGUCUGAUGGACAGCUCUCCUUUCCUGCCUGACAAGAGUCGUCAUGGUGACUGUGGCCAUGACGACGUGACUCCACCCCUUUCACCUGAUGACCUGAAGUACAUAGAGGAGUUCAACAGUAAGGGGUGGGGCUUUCCUGUCCCUGGCCCCUCCCCUACACCAGGCCACCACACCCCCACACCCAUGGAAGCCUGGGCAGAACGGCCCACGUCAGCACUCCCUCUCAGGGGUAACGGGGUAACAGAGGAGGGGGCAAGUGUCCAUGUCUCCCACAGCCCCACCCGACCCCCAGGAACCCCUGAACAGGACUACAUGUACCCCAAAGGGACCAAGGGGCGAGGGGUGGCGGUGAGGGGGGGAUCCCCUGGGGUAGGGGGACCAGACGAGGUAUUUGGUAAUGGUAGGUGGCCCUCCACCUGUCAUAAGGAGUUAUUAGAGGGUGGGGGUGGUCUGGGAGGCGGACUUAGGGUUCCGUCUGGCGUGGGCCCCAUCCCCACGGUGGGGUACGCCUCGUCUCUGGAGCUGCAGCUGUCACGGAACCUCAGUGAUGACAUGAAGGAGGUGGCCUUCUCCGUAAGGAACUACCGCUCAGGCCCUGGUACCUCGGACCUCCUGGAGCAACACAGACAGCUCCGAGACACUGCGUGUCAGACCAACGGUUUCACUACUCGGGGAACCCAGACCACCCAGACCAUCAGUGUGGGCUUACAAACUGACAUCCUCCGCAACCUCACCAGCUCCCCCCACCGCUGCCUCACCCCUAUAGGAGGAGGCUCUACCCCCAUCUCCUCCCCCUCCAGAAACAUCCGUAAGAUACAGUACUCUCCUGUAGUCCAGUCCAAGUUCGAGCGGACAUGUUGUUCUCCAAAGUACGGUUCUCCUAAGCUCCAGAGGAAGUUGUCGACAUCAUCGAAGGCUGACCUCCCUGUAGGGGUCUCCUCCAGCUCCACGACCGGCCCCAGGGUUCCGACUCCCACCACCCCCCAGAAGGUAGUUAUUGUUUUGAAUCCUCAGUCAUAUUUAUCUACGUAUUGUUGUAGGGCCUCUGAGUCGGCCUGGGCUCGUUCCACCACCACCAGGGACUCUCCGGUCCACACCACCAUCAACGACGGCCUGUCCAGCCUCUUCAACAUCAUAGACCACACCCCCGUAGCUUACGAACCCCUGCAGUCCAAAUUCACCAAGUCCCCAAGCCGCACCCGCCCCGCUCCCCCUGACCCCUCACCUCCCGGGGGGCCAGGGGUACCCAGCCUAUCACCCUCAGACCCCAAAGACCCCAGGUCCCUUGGAGCAGCCCAGGAGUUCCUGAGGAAUGUCCGCGGGCGUUCUCCCAGCCCGGUGCAGCUGAUAGUAGAGACCCAGGGAGGGCCGGGGGGAACAGGAGGGGAGAGGACACCGGAGGUGGUCAGUAUACGCCAGGACCUGUCUGCCCCGCCUGGAUACACGCUGGCAGAGAACGCAGCCCGUCUGCUUAACAAGAAGCUGUUGGAACAGAGCUUCAGGGAGGAGAAGAGACUGGGGUCUGCCGGCCAGAGCAGAGAGGGGAGGCAUGGAGAAGGAGACCGGAACCAGGUGGGGUGUAUGGAGAUCAAAGAGCAUUGACUGACACUAUGGUAAUGUAAUGG